Scylla paramamosain (green mud crab) is the source of this 593-nucleotide messenger RNA. RefSeq names its product sulfotransferase 1B1-like. Bases 98 to 562 code for a protein of 154 amino acids. NCBI's taxonomy places the organism in Eukaryota, Metazoa, Arthropoda, Malacostraca, Decapoda, Portunidae. The record is from RefSeq and is a predicted model, not a curated record. The transcript has 2 exons. Gene Ontology annotation, molecular function: sulfotransferase activity. Gene Ontology annotation, biological process: sulfation. Gene Ontology annotation, cellular component: cytoplasm.
AGAGUCUGUAUUGUGAGCAUAUCAGUAUGAAGAAAGUUUUUUUUUUCUUUAUAUAUCCUUUUAACUAUUUAGUAUUUGUGUGAGUAUACGUAACGAAAUGAAACACUUGUUCUGUCUACUCUUAAAGGUAGUGUACGUGGCAAGGAAUCCCCGCGACGUAUGUGUCUCCUACUACCAUCACCAGAAGUCCUUGAAAGUCGCAGAAUUCAUUGGAGACUUUCCAGAUUUUGUCGAUUUAUGGUGCCGCGAUUUGUGCCUUCAAGCACCUUAUUGGGACCACCUGAUGGAGGCUUGGGAAAGGCGACAACACCCUAACUUCCUUUUCCUCUUCUAUGAGGACAUGAAAGAAAACCUGAUGAAGGAACUAAAGCGCCUUGAUGCCUUCCUCGGUACGGGACUGACAGAGGAUCAGCUCCGCCAAGUCGCCGAGCACACGGGUAUUUUGCAUAUGAAAAACAGGAGUUCUGUUAAUCCCGGAUCCAGUUCUUACUCCGAACAGGCUUUGAAAGAGGGAAGGCGUGACUUCAUCAGAAAAGGUAUGUUUACCUAUUUGCCAUCAUGAUUAAAUUUACGCACAUUAUAAUAUUAAUUCA